Molecule: messenger RNA, 540 nt
Organism: Gongylonema pulchrum
Lineage: Eukaryota; Metazoa; Nematoda; Chromadorea; Rhabditida; Gongylonematidae
Source: the annotation of a GenBank genome assembly
UUUUUGCAAGUUGCUGAACGGUCCUCCACGCAUGGUACUCAUUUUUACCAAGUGCGAGAUAAGAGUGGUCAAACGUGGGCUGUUGGAAUCAACAGUAGGGGGAUAUUCCAGUACGACCCUGCCGAUAUCUCAAAACCAAAAAAGAUUUUUAACUGGUAUUUAUUGGAUAAUCUUUAUUAUCGUGAUCGGAAAUUUUCCAUAGAAGUGCGAAAUACACGGGUUGUUCAUUCACUGGGCAAUGCAAGUAGCAUUUUGGAUAGCACGGGUUACUUGGAUUCAGACGAUGAGCUGACCAGAGCACAGAAACUUAAUAGAACUAUUUCCAGGAUGUCGGUUUCCAGACGUUCAGUAGCAUCGUCGGCUGUACAAAUUCAUGCAUUUUAUUGUGAUAGUAACUUCUUGUGUAAAACAAUUUGGUCAACAGCAAUAGCACUGCAUCAGUUUUACCUGGACCAGCGGACAAAUGCCAAUGCCAGGGUAAAAACUUUAUUUUUGGGGUAUUCUCUCCGGAAAAAUUCAUCCAUAACAGACUGGUGUUGA